Zalophus californianus (California sea lion) is the source of this 3961-nucleotide messenger RNA. It is a transcript of the gene LDHD, whose product is annotated as lactate dehydrogenase D. The record is from RefSeq and is a predicted model, not a curated record. The transcript is spliced from 11 exons. Gene Ontology annotation, molecular function: D-lactate dehydrogenase (NAD+) activity; FAD binding; D-lactate dehydrogenase (cytochrome) activity. Gene Ontology annotation, cellular component: mitochondrion. Gene Ontology annotation, biological process: lactate catabolic process. NCBI's taxonomy places the organism in Eukaryota, Metazoa, Chordata, Mammalia, Carnivora, Otariidae. The coding region runs from base 9 to 1514 and encodes 501 amino acids.
CACAGCCAAUGGGCUGGUGCGGCCACCUGGCCACCCACCUCAGUGCGCACCCCGCUAUGGCCAGUCUGCUCCGCGCUGCUGCGACCUGGGGGCUGUUCCCCUGGAGGGGCUACUGCUCCAGGGGAACGCAGGGCGAGCUCAGCAAAGGCUUUGUGGAGGCUCUGAAGGCAGUUGUGGGGAGCCCGCACGUGUCCACCGCUGCCGCCGACCGUGAGCAGCAUGGGCACGAUGAGUCCAUGCACAGGUGCCAGCCUCCAGGUGCUGUGGUGUGGCCGCAGAAUGUGGAACAGGUCAGCCGGCUGGCAGCCCUGUGCUACAGCCAAGGAGUGCCCAUUAUCCCGUUUGGCACUGGCACCGGGCUUGAGGGUGGAGUCUGUGCUGUGCAGGGCGGUGUCUGCAUCAACCUGACCCACAUGGACCGCAUCCUGAAGCUGGAUCCGGAGGACUUCUGUGUGGUGGUGGAGCCGGGUGUCACCCGCAAAACUCUCAACACCUACCUGCGGGACAGUGGCCUCUGGUUUCCUGUGGACCCAGGCGCAGACGCCUCGCUCUGCGGCAUGGUGGCCACGGCAGCCUCCGGCACCAAUGCUGUGCGCUAUGGCACGAUGCGGGACAACGUGCUCAACCUGGAGGUGGUGCUGCCUGGCGGCCGGCUGCUUCACACCGCCGGCGCCGGCCGGCACUUCCGGAAGAGUGCAGCUGGCUACAACCUCACGGGGCUCUUUGUGGGCUCUGAAGGGACACUAGGACUCAUCACAGCUGCCACCCUGCGCCUGCACCCUGCCCCCGAGGCCACGGUGGCCGCCACCUGUGCAUUUCCCAGCGUCCAGGCGGCCGUGGACACCACUGUUCACAUCCUCCAGGCUGCACUGCCUCUGGCCCGCAUCGAGUUUCUGGAUGAAGUCAUGAUGGAUGCCUGCAACAGGCACAGCCGGCUGACCUGCUCCGUGGCGCCCACACUCUUCCUCGAGUUCCACGGAUCUGAGCGGGCACUGGCCGAGCAGAUAGAGCGGGCAGAGGAGAUCAGCCAGCACAACGGAGGCUCCCACUUCUUCUGGGCCAAGGAGGCCGAGGAGCGCAGCCGGCUCUGGGCGGCACGGCACAACGCCUGGUACGCCGCUCUGGCCCUGCGGCCGGGCUGCAAGGGCUAUUCCACUGACGUGUGUGUGCCCAUCUCCCGGCUGCCAGAGAUCCUGGUGCAGACCAAGGAGGACCUGAAGGCCUCGGGACUCACAGGAGCCAUUGUUGGACACGUGGGCGACGGCAAUUUCCACUGCAUCCUGCUGGUGGACCCAGAGGAUGCCGAGGAGUUGCGUCGGGUCAAGGCCUUUGGAGAACAUCUGGGCAGGCGGGCACUGGCACUGCACGGGACAUGUACUGGGGAACACGGUAUUGGGCUGGGCAAGCGGCAGCUGCUACAGGAGGAGGUGGGCGCCGUGGGCAUGGAGACCAUGCGGCAGCUGAAGGCCACGCUGGAUCCCCGAGGCCUCAUGAACCCAGGCAAGGUGCUGUGAGGGGCUCCAAGCCCUUGGCCCAGCAGCCCCCAGACAGUGGAAACCUCCUGUUCUGGAACCUUCCUUCUCGUCACGGAACAGUUCUGUCUUGGCCCAGACCUGCAGGGGUCCUUGCCUGCCUUCCCCUUGGUCAGAGCCUCCCCGCUGCCGGGGGCCAGGGGCAAGGCCUCAGGGACUGAGCUCUCUUAGCCCUACUCCGCCUGCCUGGUGACAGGCACAUGCUUUCCUGGUGUAGGUGUCCUCGGACCCCUGAAAUAAACUAGAACCCCAUUUGCAGCAGUCUGGACAUGAGCAGACAGUGCCUGUGAACGCCCUCCUGUGCCUGCCCUCCCUACCCCUCCUUCAGGUUCUCUGACCUUUGUUCUUGUCCCUCGUCCCUCGUCCCUCGUCCCCUGCCUGUCCUCUGACUUACUGCAGCCUGGGAGGGGAUGGUGCUUAGGCUACUGAAAGUCGCUUCCAGGGACCCAGGUCCCUGACCCAUCUGCUGCUGGUGAGAAGACCAGUGCCUGAGGAUGACAUCAUGGCCCGUGGCCGACAUCCCUCACGACAGGCCACCCACCUGAGCCUGGACUGGGCCUAAGAACAUUCUGAACAUGUUCUCCAAGUGGCUGUUGCCAAUCAGUGGAAAUGGAAGUGAAAUUUUUCUCCUUGUGUUAUACUGCUCCAUGCUGUGAUGUAUCAGGUUACUAGCUUUUCCCUUCCAGGCCAGGAUCUGCCCUCCCCUGGGCCUCCCCCGGACCUUAGGAUCCCUGGCCAGACCGCUUGGUCCGCGAACUUGUCAGUUGUUCCCAAGCCCACGAGAGGGCGCCCAACACCAGAGCAUCCGCACUGGGCAGCGGCACCCAGGACUCACCUCUGUCCAGGGCCUAGAGCUCCCUGCCCUGGGUCCCCCUCACUACUUCCCCGAGGUUGGGGUGGGGGAGGCUUGGUGUCCUGGAAGCCAGUCUCUAAACUCCGCCCCAGGAGCCCAUCAUGCGGGCCCAUCUCCCUUGGCCCCUGAGCAAAAGUGCUGAGUGAGCAAAGCAGGGAGACUGGUACCCUCCCAUCUCCCCUUACCCCCACAAGCCACCGUUGAGCUCCUUCCCUGCCUCUACCCCUUGGACCCCUUCCUGCCUCUCCCCAUCAGCUGUCCAGGCCCUGGGCAGAGGCUGCCCUUCUGGGACUCCUCAGCCCAACUUGGUUCUUGGAAGCCACGCUUAACGCUGGACUGAGCCCAGUUUGCUCCUCUGUGACAUUUCUAGCCCGGAGCCACGAGCAAUCGCUGGGCCAAGGGGGUGGUGUGGGGGCAAGCCGCACCGGCUCUCCCCAAGCGACCCCGCUCCAUGAACAAUCUAAGCGUCAGCCGAGCGUGUCUGGACAUACAGCUCCCUGGCCGCACCCCCCACCUCCACCCGACUGCCUCGCUCCUGAGCCCAGGGGAGAAGUCCGCAGUGGAGGUUUCUCCCCUUACUGGGGAUGGCUCUUCUUUGAUGAGCUGAAAGAACAAGCACACCGUUCACUGAAAUACCAGCCCCUGAGGACUCAAGUGACUAUUUUUGCCUUAUUUGCUUUGUGUGUACUUUCUGGGGAACCAUCUGGAAUUGAGUUACACAUCUCUUGACACCAUUUACCUACAGAAUUCAGCAUCUAUCUCCUAAGCAUAAGGACCUUCUAAAAACCUCAACACUGUUAAAUGGCUGCUAGAUGAACGGUCUUAGGGAGGUGCUUCUGGCCAGGGAGCCCUGCAAAGUGUGCUGGGCCCUUAGCGGAGGGAGGGGGCAGAAGCCCCCUCGCAGUUCCUGCCGGUUCCCUCCCCUCCCGGAAAGAUAGAGCUUGGGAGAACUGCCCGGAUGGAGCAUGAAUGACAGACCAGUCCCACCCGGGAAGCCUGCACCAGCCCGUUCCACCCCCGCCAGAGGAGCUGGCGGCAACCGGGGCGGAAUCGGAGAACACCACAGCCAGCAGAGGGCUGCCGUGCGGUGCGCUGGGUGGGAGUGCAAGUCGCUGGGGGUGGGGACAGGGACCAGCCCCAGGAGCCUGGAAUAGCCCCCGGCCGUGGGCUCCAGCCUUCCCCACUGGGUCAUGACCACUUGGCUCACCCAGGGUGCUGCCAAGGCCACAGGGCCUAAGCCACCAAGGUGGUCACAGAAGCCUUCGCCUGCAGGCCCAGGGGUCAGGCAAGGAGAUCUCCAGGGCCAGCUUUGCUAGAGGAAUUAAAUUUAGAACAGGGAGACACAGUUGCCAGGCAGAAGCAGGAGGUGCUGUGAAUAGAACAGUGCUCUGUGCAGUGACAGACUACCAGGGAGCCUGCUAUGCAUGUGGCAGGGGCUUCCGGGCAGAUUCUCUGACCCUCACAGUAACCUCUGAGCUGUGCAACAUUGUGAUCACAUGCGAUCGAAUCUGAAGUUCAGAAGAGCAAAGUCGUCUCCCCAGGAUCAUUCUGCCCGACAGAGGAGCUCACAUGCAGA